This is a messenger RNA of Wasmannia auropunctata (little fire ant), 1603 nucleotides long. RefSeq names its product cytochrome P450 6a2-like. The record is from RefSeq and is a predicted model, not a curated record. Bases 125 to 1489 code for a protein of 454 amino acids. Gene Ontology annotation, molecular function: iron ion binding; monooxygenase activity; heme binding. The transcript has 3 exons. NCBI's taxonomy places the organism in Eukaryota, Metazoa, Arthropoda, Insecta, Hymenoptera, Formicidae.
AAAUCCCGCUAAAUCACGACUGACCAGUCGCAUGUGAUACGUGGUCCAGGCUACAACUUAUUCCAUACCUUAGUAUUAAAGGCUACAUUUAUCUAACUAAACUCACGUAUCAUUCAGAAGUAAAAUGACAGUCAUGCUGUUGUCUCUGAUUCUCGGAGCGCUUAUAGCUUUCUACUUUUAUCUGACGCGAAAUUACAAGUUCUGGCAAAAACGUGGAGUGCCGUGCCUGGAUGGGGCCCUACCGGGAUUCGGUCACACGUUGCCGGUGAUCUCCAUGAAGACGCAUUUCUCCGAUUUCUGUUGCAAGAUCUAUAAUGACUAUAAGGGUCGUAGCAUGGUUGGCAUCUACGACUUCACGUCGCCGUCGUUGAUGAUUCUCGAACCAGAGCUGGUGAAAACGGUGUUGCAAACUAAUUAUUCGAAUUUUUCCGAAAACACUUUGGAAAUUGAUCCCAAAGUGGACCCGCUCGUGUCACACAGUCCUUAUAUCCUUAACGGUGAGAAAUGGUUAGCCAACAGAAAGCGCUUGACUUAUGCGUUUUCUAGCAUGCGUUUGAAGCUCCUGUUCGAAAAUGUUAAAAAUGUGUGUGCAUCGUACGAGAAUUACAUAAACGAAAAGCUGAGAAACAAACAAACGGAGUUUGAGCUGAAGACCCUGUUCGCCAGGUACACCGCGCAGGUAGUAGCUGCUGCUGGUUUCGGCGUGGAUGGAUAUUGCUUCGAUGACGAGAAAAAGGAAAUAUCUUUCCGAAGACUCGGAAAAGCCGUUUUCGAGCCGUCGAAACGACAUAAAAUUGUGAUGGCUUUCACGUUUUUCAUUCCGUCGCUAAACAAAAUCUUCAAAGUAAGCUUCGUCCCGAAGCACGUCGACCAUUUCUUCAGAAAACUGGUUGCGGAUCUCAUGGAGCAAAGAAGGAAGGACGGAAUACCUAGGAAUGAUUUUCUCUAUUUUAUGACCGAAUUGGAGCGAGCGGAGGGCACUAAAUUCGACACCGAAUACCUCACGGGGCAGGCGAUGUCGUUCGUCCUGGAGAGCUAUGAGACCUCCAGCAGUAUUAUGAGCUACGCCGGAUUCUAUUUGGCUAAAAAUCCAGAAAUACAGGAGAAAUUACGCGAAGAGGUGAUAUCCGUACUUAACAAAUAUGACGGUGAACUGACUUACGAAAAUUUGAGAGAGAUGACGUACAUACCGGUUCAAGCUCUGCACAAAGAUCCUCAAUACUGGAAAAAUCCUGAAGAGUUUGAUCCUGAAAGAUUCGACAGAAAAAACCACAUCGAAAAAUUCACCUUUCUUCCCUUCGGCGAAGGUCCGCGCAUCUGUGUAGGUAUGAGAAUGGCCCAGUUGCAGAUAAAGGCAGGUUUGGCUAUUGUUAUGAAAAAAUACAGGCUGAAACUAUCCCCGAAGACGCAAUUACCUCUGAAGAUGAUCCCCGGAACUUUUUUACCGACACCGGUAGGCGGUCUGUGGGUCACUAUUCAACAGCUUUAAAUACAAAUAUUUUCUUUUAAAUUUCUUUCCAAUGUUACGAAGGACUUUUUACAUCUAAAGAAAAACUUUGUAAUUAAUCUUUCCGUAUUGGAAUAAAAUAGAAAUUUUAAAUUA